GAGGGUACGUCUUUCAUUUUGGUUUCCCACGCGCCAUGUCGGAGUAAUCACAUACAUACAAACGAUAUUUAAUGUUUAAAUCCCUCGAAAAUGUCUUCCCGCGUCGAACUAAAUUUGUUUUUGGAAGUUGAUAUUCUUACGGCCGGAACGAUUGCUGAAGUUAUAAACUCGGUUUUAGAAUCGCUGCUGUACCAACGGAAUCAAAUACCAUUCGUGUACAAAACGUACAGAUAUUAUGUGAACAAAUGGAAUGAUGACGACGAACAACAAGAGGAUAUGGAGCAAUUGGAUAAUGUGAAGAAUUUUCAAGUCCAAAGACAACGAAAUCUAGCUAAAUCUACAAAAGACUCUAUAAGUGCAAUGCGUGAGGCAAUAAAUGAUACGUUUAGACGGACAGCGGUAAAGUCUUUAAGGUUUUUGUUUGGCGGUACACCAUUUACACCGAAAGAAUCUUACACGAUUCAUAUACCCAUAGAAAAUGUGCUAACAAAUCACGAUUGGGAGCAGCAUCGAAUAGAAGCCCAAAAACUGAACGAAACGUUAAUAUCUUUGUUAACGAAUGAAUCACUUUAUUCCAUAUUCUCUCAAAAUCUAAGUCCAACAAACGUCUACUUGGAAUUUGAAUUAUUUGACAACCCAAUGACUUCAACUCGAUCAUCGCAAGAUUCGAAGUCGAAUAUGUACCCCAAGGAGUUUUCUGCAAUACCAUCAAGUUGCAAGGACAUUCAAAUAAAUUUAAUUCAUAAACGUAAACCAGAAUCGGAAAAUAUGAUAUUUAAAUGUUGUAAGGAUCUGCACAUAUUUGAAGAUAACAUAAGUCCUUACUUAAAAAAUAGUACAUCUCCGUCUGGCUUUUAUGGGGGCAAAAAAUCCAAUUUUUUCAAUCAAGAUGUCGGAUGGUGGGAGUCUGAAGUAAUCGUACGGGGAUUUAAGGAGCAAUCAAUAAAAGGGCAAAAUAUUUGGAAAUAAUUUGUUGCUAUAUUUAAAUUGAUACAAAUAUGAUAUAUUUUUGCUUAUUUUUUAUAUCAACAAUUCAACACUUAAUGUUGAGAAAAUCUAUUUUGUGGGUCACUAGAUAAAUAAAUCGAAAUAUUUAGUUAAA
Messenger RNA from Musca domestica (house fly), 1102 nucleotides. RefSeq lists its product as uncharacterized. Lineage: Eukaryota; Metazoa; Arthropoda; Insecta; Diptera; Muscidae. Gene Ontology annotation, cellular component: nucleus. Gene Ontology annotation, biological process: regulation of exit from mitosis. Bases 91 to 969 code for a protein of 292 amino acids. The record is from RefSeq and is a predicted model, not a curated record. The transcript is spliced from 3 exons.